UUGUUUGCACAGUACUCUCAACAUUAACAAUUGGGAAUUAUUGAAUAGACUGUGUAUUUUCCAGCAUCAUCAUCAAAGCAAAGCAAAACCAAUGAUGACGUGGUUCAUAUGUAGAAAAUGAAAGUUUGGACAUGUUGACCACACGUCCAAAGCUUUCAGUGUCAGGAAAAUCUUCAGUCUUUAAUCAGUUUUUCAAAAACACAAAUUGUUGUCAACUUCAAUUAAGCAACGAAGCUUUUCGGAGUUAAAUUCAAGCAAUCAAGGAACAACAUUGUAAAAUAUUGAGUCUUUACAAGUAAAACCCUUGAACUUUUAAAACAUUUGAAAUGUUCUUCGCUACAGUACCAUGAAAAUUACAGCUAAAAAGCAGGUUUGUACUCCAAAAAUAUGUACACUGCGGGAAAAACAUAGUUUGACAACAGGACAUUUAAAAAAAUAUAGAGGCAAAAAUAAGAAAAGAAAAAAGAAAUAGUUACAUUCCUGAGUUUUGACAUAUCUGUACAUAGGCCUAACUAAUAAAUACAGACGAUGAGAAUUAGAACCGUGGAGCUACAUUUGUUCUCAGGUUAUUGCGGGAUCUGUCGCAUAGCAACAUGACUCAAACUGCACGAGGAAACCUUUCAGGUUGUAGGUUGUGCUCUUUCAUCUCUCCGUUUGCUAGUUUUGCACUUUCUAAAGUUUGUCCGCAGCUUUCAACACGAUGUCGACCGUGUUAUCUCAGCCCCAUUUUAUUUUCGGCCUCCGGAAAGGCGUGAAGAACAAUUUGUGUUUUGUUGACGAGCAAACGGUGGUGUUCCCCAGCGGGAACAGCUGUGUGAUCCAUAACACCGUCAAAAGAUGGCAGCACUUCAUUCCAGGUUUAGAGGGAAGCCUUGGCCUACGUGCUUUGGCUCUAAGUCCAAACCAGCGCUACUUGGCAGUGUCAGAGAAGGCUGAGGAGGUCUCCAUCACCGUGUUUGACCUUCAUCAGGAACACGGCAUAAAGAAAAAAGUUCUAACUGCAGGAGAUUUUCUAGUUCAAGAGUUCUUGUGCAUGGCUUUCUCUCCUGAUUCCAAGUAUCUUGUCGGUCAAAGUGGAGCCCCAGAGUGGUUGUUGAUCUUCUGGAGUUGGGAGAAAAACAAAGUCUUGGCAACAGUGAAGACAACCAACUCUAAUAAUCCCAUUUCACAGAUCAGCUUCAGUCCUCACAACAACAUGCACGUCUGUGUGAGUGGCAAAGGCGUGUUCAAGCUGUUUCGGUACUCAGAAGGCAACCUGAAACAGAACAGCAUUGCAAAGGUGGAGUCAAUCAACUUCCUGUGUCACACCUGGGUGUCAGAAGGCCGAGUCAUAGCAGGGACAGACACAGGAAGGCUGCUGGUGUCUGAGUCCGGUGACGUGAGGAGGGAGAUCAAGAUGUCCUCUGAACCUGCACAGGGCCAGACUGAGAGGAACCUGGAAGUGAGACGAAUCAAAGCAGGGAAUGUGACAGAAGGCGUGGCCAAGUGUUGCAUCACCGCCGUCCUGUCCUACUCCAAGGGUUUUGUGUGCUCCUCCGGUCCGGGCACAGUCUCUCUGUUUGAACAGAUAGAGCUGGACGUCUACAGGAAAAGCAGAGAGAUACAGAUUCUCCUAGCUCCAGCCAGCAGUGGCUCAGCUCCAGCCCAGUGUCAGGAGAUAGACACCAUAUGCAUGAGUCCUGCAGAGGAGACGCUGGCUGUCAGCACAGACCGAGGCCAACUGUACAGCAUUAAUCUUUCAUCUGCUGAAAUGAAGAGGGAGGAACAACUGCAUUUUGACUUUUUGUCCCAGCCCUUCCACUCUGACUCCAUCACCGGUUUGUCCAUCUGCAUCCGUAAGCCCUUCAUGGCCACAAGCUCUUUGGAUUGCUCCAUACGGAUCUGGAAUUACGAGACGAAAGAGUUGGAGUUGUACAAAGAGUUCCAACAGAAGGCGUUCAGUGUGGCUUUGCAUCCCACGGGCCUCUUUGUGCUGGUGGGCUUUUCAGACAAACUCCGGCUGAUGAACCUGUUCAUCAACAACAUCUCUACCUUUAAAGAGUUUGAGCUGCCCGGCUGCAGAGAGUGUGCCUUCAGCCACGGUGGCCACAGGUUUGCGGCCGUCGACGGAAACAUUAUUCACAUCUACUCUUUCACCUCGUUUGAGAACAUUCUCAAUCUAAACGGCCACUUUGGGAAGGUGCGAACCGUUGAGUGGAGCUUCGACGACAGCCGCUUGGUGUCUUGUGGGACGGAUGGCGCCGUGUACGAGUGGAACACCCACACCGGGAAGCUGGAGUGUGAGACUGUGCUCCAGGCCUGCAGCUACUACGGCGCUACUUUCUCCUGGGACUACAAGACCGUCCUGGCUGUAGGAACGGACCUCAUCCUGAGGGAGAUACAGGACUGCCAGGUGCUGAGGGAGGUUCCCGCUGAUGUGGUGGCUCACACCGCUCUUGCCGUGUCUCAGUCCGGAAGGGUCGUCUUCACCGGUACCACCGGCGGAACCGUUAGAGCCGUUAAAUACCCCUUACCCGAUCAGAAGGAGUGGAUCACACAGCAGGCUCACUGCGGCCCCGUCACCAAGAUGGUGAUAACGUACGACGAUCAGUUCCUGCUGACGGCGUCCGAAGAUGGCUGCCUGUUGAUAUCCAAAAUCAUCGAUGAAAAGGGUCGAAGUCUGAGGAGCAACAGGCAGAUUGUUCACACCGAAGAGAUUCUUGUUACAAAGGCGGACCUGGAGGAAAGGGCUCACAACUUGUUGGAGCUGAAGAUGCAUCUGGAGGAGCUGCACAUGGAGAAUGAAUACCAACUCCGCCUGAAAGACAUGAACUACAAAGAGGAGCUCCAACAAGUGUCAAACAAGUUCAUGGAGGAAAUCAAGUCUCUGACAAGAACACAGCAGGUCCUGAGUGCGGAAAUAGAGCUGUGUGAAGAAGAAACCCAGCAGAAUUCUGCAGAAAUUGAAGUGAAACACUGCGAAGACUUGACGUAUCUAGAAACAUUUUACAACUCCAAGCUGACUACGGAGCAAGAAAAGUACGACGACCUUCUCCAGAAGUUAAAAGAAAUGCAGGAGGACUACGAGACACGGUUGACGCAUGCAGAGAAGGACCAUACCCAGAGUCUGGCUGAGGUCACGCAGAUGUACCAGGCCGAGCUGCAAGUGAAGACUGAACAAUUGAAUAAGUUUCAGGAGGAGGCUGAGCGAAGGAUCCGAGAGUAUGAAGAAACCAUAAGGCAGGCAGCGGAGGAAGAGCACCAGAAGAUCGACACCAUGAAAGACAAGUACGAGAAGAAACUCCAGUCAGAGAAAGAGGCCUUCACCAGGCUGAAGGGAAACACUGGCAAUAUGACACAAAAGAUCCGCAGUCUCCAGACGCAGAUCGAUGACCACUUGGAUGACAUGAUCUCCAUGAAGAAGGAGCGCCAGACUCUGACGGGGUUCAUCCGCACUCUGGAGACCGAUAUCGAUGUUCUGAAGAGACAGGUUGCUAAAUAUAGAAAGACCAACCAGGAAAAGGACACAGUUAUAUACAACGUGAAUUCUAUGAACCAGGAUCUGCUCAAGUUGAAGGUCGUCUUGGAAUUCAAGCUGAAGGACAUGAAGAGGCAGAUCAAGCCACAACAGGAAGACAUAAACAAAAAAGCAGAAACGAUAGAAAAGCUUAAGGAGGAGCUCAUGAUGAUCACUAGGAGCGGCAAUCGUCUGAAGGUCACCAUAUCUGAACUGAGGCUCAGACUGAGAACCAAAGACAAAGAAAUCCAAAAGGAGAUGCAAAAGGUGCAGGAUUUGACUACGCUUCUUGAGCGGGUCAGGUCAGACCUCCAGGUUUGUGUCUCCCUCAUCCAGGAUCCCAGGAAACUGAAAGACAACAUUUUGAUGAUAUACAGCCGAUACGCCUCAGGCACAGAGAGUCCAAAGAGGAUCAUUGCAGUUGAUGAGGGUGUGUGCUCCCAAUGUAGUCAACUGGAGAUGACUGUUAGCGGUCUUGAGAAGAAGCUGGUCAAAUCUGCUAAGAAUCACGAGGAUGUCUACACCAGGAUGAUGAAGGACAAUGUGGCUCUUGUUACCGAAAUCAACGAGCUCCGUAAGGCGCUGCACACCGAGCGGAGCAAGGAGAAAGCAAAGUUCAGCAAAACCACCUUCAAUGGUCCAGGUCACAUCCCACUUCAAAACAAAGGAGGUGAAGAAGAAACUUUACAAGGUGGAAUCAACUGAGCCCCUCCUUGUUUAGAGGAUAUUAACAUUUACGUAGAAUAAAAAUCUUUUUUUUU
Messenger RNA from Poecilia reticulata (guppy), 4257 nucleotides. RefSeq names its product cilia and flagella associated protein 57 (gene cfap57). Gene Ontology annotation, molecular function: protein binding. The record is from RefSeq and is a predicted model, not a curated record. NCBI's taxonomy places the organism in Eukaryota, Metazoa, Chordata, Actinopteri, Cyprinodontiformes, Poeciliidae.